AUGGAGGAAGAUCGAAUGGGUAUGAGCGUUUCGGGUGAUGUGGCCGAAAUCAGGAAGGACGAAAAAGGUUUAAUCGGUGUUUCGAUUGGUGGUGGCGCUCCAUUAUGUCCGUGCUUAUACGUCGUGCAAGUUUUCGACUGUUCACCAGCCGCCCUCGAUGGACGUAUCAAGGCUGUGAAGGGCGAGAAGAAACUGGCUGUAGCAGCUAUGAUUCAGAAAUCGGACAGUAUCGUUCGAAUCGGUUUCAACGUCCUUCACGCUGAUCCUCAACAGGGUCGUACCUUGGACAUAGCGCUGAAGAAA
Molecule: messenger RNA, 303 nt
Organism: Anisakis simplex (herring worm)
Lineage: Eukaryota; Metazoa; Nematoda; Chromadorea; Rhabditida; Anisakidae
Source: the annotation of a GenBank genome assembly